GAAAUAGCUUUUGCGCCAUUCUAGCUAGCUAGCCUUUUCUCUUACAAUUUUUGACGUGGAUUUAGAUCUUUCUCGCCCUAUAUAUACCCAUCCUCUGUAACAAACCUUCAACAAAGAAACACUAAGUAUCUAGUCUAGUACAAAGAUGGAGAUCCCUGUGAUAGAUUUUAGUAAGCUCAAUGGGGACAAGAGGGGUGACACAAUGGCCCUAUUGCACGAAGCUUGUGAAAAAUGGGGCUGCUUUAUGGUUGAGAACCAUGAAAUUGACACACAACUGAUGGGGAAGGUGAAGCAGUUGAUCAAUGCAUACUAUGAGGAAAACCUGAAGGAAAGCUUCUACCAGUCUGAGAUAGCCAAGAGGUUGGAGAAACAGCAGAACACCUCUGAUAUAGAUUGGGAAAGUACCUUCUUCAUUUGGCAUCGCCCCACCUCUAACAUCAAUGAAAUUUCAAACAUCUCUCAGGAGCUUUGCCAAACAAUGGAUGAGUACAUUGCACAGCUCCUGAAGCUGGGAGAGAAGUUAUCUGAGCUCAUGAGUGAAAAUCUUGGUUUGGAGAAGGAUUACAUUAAGAAAGCAUUUUCUGGAAAUGGUGAGGGUCCAGCUGUGGGAACAAAAGUGGCCAAGUACCCUCAAUGUCCACGUCCAGAACUUGUGAGGGGACUUAGAGAGCACACAGAUGCGGGUGGCAUCAUUCUACUGCUCCAAGAUGACAAGGUGCCGGGUCUGGAAUUCUUCAAAGAUGGCAAAUGGGUAGAGAUUCCACCUUCCAAGAACAAUGCCAUUUUUGUGAACACGGGUGAUCAAGUGGAAGUGUUGAGCAAUGGCUUAUAUAGAAGUGUUGUGCAUAGGGUCAUGCCUGACAAUAAUGGAAGCAGAAUCUCCAUUGCCACCUUCUAUAACCCCAUUGGAGAUGCCAUUAUUUCACCAGCUCCUAAGCUCUUGUACCCAAGCAAUUUCCGUUAUGGGGACUAUUUGAAGCUCUAUGGCAGCACCAAGUUCGGUGAAAAGGCUCCUCGAUUUGAAUCCAUGAAGAACAUGAUCAAUGGCCAUAAAAUUAUUCCAGCUUGAGACUUGGAAUAACGUCGCAUUAUUACCCUUGGGAUAUCUAAAUUUACAAGUUAUUAUGUUUAGAUUUGGAAUAGUAAUAUUUUCUUUUCUUUUUCUUUGUUGGUCUAUGGCUUUGGCCGUACAAGUAACGAAGAUACACGUGUUCUUUGAUUCCACAAAUAGAAAAAUUAAGGGUAAUGAUAUAUCUAGACAUCUCACAAUUUUAUAUAUUUUAUUAAAGCUCGUUAUCUUUUUUUUUUUCUUAUCACAAAAUAUCAUGGCUCAUAGUUUUUUCUUC
Molecule: messenger RNA, 1346 nt
Organism: Glycine soja
Lineage: Eukaryota; Viridiplantae; Streptophyta; Magnoliopsida; Fabales; Fabaceae
Product: 1-aminocyclopropane-1-carboxylate oxidase 1-like
Exons: 3
Coding region: 146-1069 (307 amino acids)
Source: RefSeq, a predicted model, not a curated record